GCCUUUGGGCACGUGGAGCGGGCCGAGAUGGUGCCGAAGAGCUCGGGGUCGCGGAGCCCCUCGCCCGGGAAGCCGGAGGAGGAAGAUGAGCUGUCCCGCCGCUGCCGCCGCUUCAUGGCCUUGCCGGUGACCGAUCUGCGCGAGCUGCGGGGAAGGCCAGGCGACAUGAAGACCAAAAUGGAACUGCUGAUCCUGGAGACUCAGGCCCAGGUGUGCAAAGCGCUGGCACAGGUAGACGGCGGCGCCCGCUUCUCUGUGGACCGAUGGGAGAGGAAGGAAGGAGGUGGUGGCAUCAGCUGUGUACUUCAGGAUGGACAUGUUUUUGAAAAGGCCGGGGUGAGCAUUUCUGUUGUUCAUGGAAAUCUUUCUGAGGAAGCAGCAAAACAAAUGAGAAGCAGAGGAAAAAUUCUGAAGACUAAAGAUGGUAAAUUACCAUUUUGUGCAAUGGGUGUGAGCUCUGUUAUCCACCCCAAGAACCCUCAUGCUCCUACUAUCCAUUUCAACUACAGAUACUUUGAAGUGGAAGAAGCUGAUGGUAACAAGCAGUGGUGGUUUGGUGGUGGAUGUGACCUUACUCCUACAUACUUGAACCAAGAGGAUGCUGUCCAUUUUCACAGAACUCUAAAGGAGGCUUGUGACAAGCAUGGUCCAGAUCUUUACCCCAAAUUUAAAAAAUGGUGUGACGAAUACUUUUUUAUAGCCCAUCGUGGUGAGCGGAGAGGCAUCGGGGGCAUCUUCUUUGAUGACCUUGACUCCCCAUCCAAGGAGGAGGUGUUUCGCUUUGUGCAGAGCUGUGCCCAAGCUGUGGUUCCUUCGUACAUUCCCCUGGUAAAAAAGCACUGUAAUGACUCAUUCACCCCUCAGGAAAAGUUGUGGCAGCAACUCCGGAGAGGACGGUAUGUAGAAUUUAAUCUGCUGUAUGACCGGGGCACCAAGUUUGGGCUCUUUACUCCAGGAUCCCGAAUCGAAAGUAUCUUGAUGUCUUUACCUCUAACUGCUCGAUGGGAGUACAUGCAUUCCCCCUCAGAGAACUCCAAAGAAGCUGAAAUCCUCGAAGUUUUGCGCCAUCCAAGGGACUGGGUACGUUGAAGCAGCCAGAGUGACCUACCUGGGGCCCAGAGGACACAGAAUGUGUGCUCCCUUUCCACUGGUCGCCACUGUGUGGCACUUAGUUACUUGUGCCUUUGAAUUCCAGCCUUCACACUGGGGCCUGCUUCUCCUGGCAAGUACUGAGAUGUGUUUAAGCACUGUUAAGUUCCCAUAUGUGGUGAGGUGGCAAGUUGUCAGGGUAAACUGGUUGAUAUAAAAAUCAUUUAUAUUUUUAGAAUUGUAUAAAUUGUUUACAAAAUAAGACAUUGAGUUUCCAGGUAUUAAGUUAAGAACUCUAAAAUAUUCUUUGCAUCAGGAAACAUUUUAUUUUUUUGCUUCAUGUAUGUUUUUUAAACUUUUCAUUGCUGCCACAAAAGUUUGCAGGGUGGGGGGGUAAAUUUUAUUUUUAUUACUGAAUGAGGUUGGAAUUUAGUAAUUUUAAAAAGCAACUUGAUGGUAAAAGUUUUACUUUAUAAACUACAUUACUAAAGUUUCUUUAAUUGUAAUCUUUAUAUAUAUCUUUCUCCAGAGGUUCUAUGUUGUGAAAUACUCAUUUUUAUAAUGAUGGAACACUUGAAAUUUCCUUAAUCAUAGCUUGUGUUAGGAUUCAGUCAUUACUUGUGGUUGUUAACUCUAAAGUGACAUUGUUGUUUAAAUAAGGGAUAUUUAAGUUGUUUUUCUGAUUUUUGUAGGACUAUUUGUUAUGAUAGUCUUUACUCUUUUGAUUGUGAAAGCUUGUAACUUUGAUUCUGAUAUUUAAAUUUUUCUAUUCUAGACAUUUCUACUUGGAAAUUUAGAUUGAGAACAAUCCUGGGAUUUGUGAAUUUAAAAAAUGUUUCUCAUUUGGGAAAUGAGGAAAUGAGAAGCAUUUUCCUUUUUUAAGCGGAUAAAUUACUGUGAAAACAUUUUAUAAACAUACUUCUUUGUAAGGUAGUCUAAUUAAAAUUGACCUUUUUUUAAAUUAUAGAUUCUGCAACUCUGCUCUUAAGACAGAAUCAAAGCAGAAUUCUUAGUAUGACUUCCUUAUUUACGUAAUAAUGUAUUUUAUUCAUAACAUAUUGAAGUUUAAGUAGUAAUAUCUUUCUACAUAUUACUAAAUAUGAUCUUGGGAAAUGUUGAAUGUAUAUGACUGUGAAUGACUCUUUAGGACUGGAAAAUGUGUGAAUUCUUGACUUGUCUUACAGCAAACCCAUUAAUAAAUGAUAUUAUGAAGUAU
Messenger RNA from Condylura cristata (star-nosed mole), 2305 nucleotides. RefSeq names its product coproporphyrinogen oxidase (gene CPOX). Gene Ontology annotation, cellular component: cytoplasm; mitochondrial intermembrane space. Gene Ontology annotation, molecular function: coproporphyrinogen oxidase activity. The transcript is spliced from 7 exons. The record is from RefSeq and is a predicted model, not a curated record. The coding region runs from base 28 to 1089 and encodes 353 amino acids. Lineage: Eukaryota; Metazoa; Chordata; Mammalia; Eulipotyphla; Talpidae.